AUGCGCACUCGACAGUCUCUCGCUCUGGCUAGGUAUGCUAGUACGAACACCAUGGAAAAGUUUCGAGUGCUUGUCAUCGGAGGAGGCUCCGGUGGGUUGACUGUCGCCAACCAGAUAUAUAACCGGUUCAAGGCUGCUGGAAGGCCUCUGAACCCAGGAGAUGUGGUGGUUCUCGACGCAGCAAACUAUCACUACUACCAAGUAAGCAGAACCAAUAAUUCGCUCAUGACUUUGGUCGGUGCUGGUCUUCGUCCCAAAACAGACUUCAAACGACCACUCGCCUCCCUGUUCCCGCCACAUAUUAUGCAUAUCGCAGAGAAUGUCAAAUCAUUCUAUCCGGAGACCUCGUCAGUCACGACAACGUCGGGUCGGACAAUUUCAUAUGAUUCGCUUGUAGUGGCGGCCGCAUCGCUGGCUUGCCGCAGGCUCUCGCCUGAUCCUUCCUCGGGUGUCUCAUCAAUCUACUCAUAUGAUACCUGCGACAAAGUUUGGCAUGAUGUAGACGCUCUCAGGUCUGGAAAUGCCAUUUUCACCCAACCUGCAGGUAUCAUCAAAUGCCCAGGAGCUCCACAGAAAAUCAUGUGGAUGGCCUGGGACAACUAUCACAAAUCUGGUCGAGGGAAUAACAUCAACAUCGAGUUCAUGAAUGGCAUGCCAACCAUGUUUAGCGUCAAGAAGUAUUCGGAUGCCCUGAACGCCCUUCGCAUCGAGCGUGGUAUCGGAGCCGAGUUCCAGCAUAACUUGGUUUCCAUUGAUGCGGCAAACAAAAAAGCAACUUUCAAGAAGGCUGACGGUUCAACCGUCGAUCGUGAUUUCACCCUCCUUCAUGUCACGCCACCGAUGGGACCGCUUGAUUUCAUCAAAGGAACGUCCAUUGCUGAUCCCACGGGCUGGGUAGAAGUCGAUCAGGCCACUCUCAGACAUGUCAAGCCUGAGUUUGGAAAUAUAUUUGCCUUGGGUGACUGCUCUUCCCUGCCCACUAGCAAGACUGCUGCGGCUAUUACAUCUCAGGCCCCUGUCUUAACUGAAAACUUAUUUUCGGUGAUGGAUACCGGGAAAGUUAGCAGCGCCAAGUACGAUGGCUACACCAGUUGCCCGCUCUUCACGGGGUACGGGGAAUUGAUGCUAGCUGAAUUCAAGUAUGGAUUCGAGCCUAAGGAGAGUUUUGCCAAUUAUCUGGGUGACCAGACAAAGCGGAAAAGAUUGUUCUAUCACUUCGGAAAGGAUCUUUUCCCUUGGGCUUACUGGAACCGUAUGCUUCACGGAAAAUGGUUCGGCCCCUCCGGACCAUUCCGUCCCAAGUUUGUAUGAUGAGGAGUUAU
Messenger RNA from Suillus paluster, 1322 nucleotides. Its product is annotated as sulfide-quinone oxidoreductase. The record is from RefSeq and is a predicted model, not a curated record. NCBI's taxonomy places the organism in Eukaryota, Fungi, Basidiomycota, Agaricomycetes, Boletales, Suillaceae. The transcript is spliced from 9 exons. Gene Ontology annotation, molecular function: FAD binding; sulfide:quinone oxidoreductase activity. Gene Ontology annotation, cellular component: mitochondrion. The coding region runs from base 1 to 1311 and encodes 436 amino acids.